CACGCAAACACACACACACACACACAGACACACACAUGAGAUGUCGCUGCCCAUUGGUGUGACAGAGUGUUGGGUACUUGUUGCCAGGCACUUGCUGGAUGGCGGUGAUGAGAAGGCGAACGAGGAGGAGGAGGAGCGACAUCGCGUGUCUCACCAUGCGAAGAAAGACCGACUUAGGUCCUUCUUCAACCUGAUGAUGACGUGCCGCCUCCUAUACCACGACUUGCCGUGGGCGCUUCCAAAAUGGUACCUGCGCCAAGUCGCCAUGCCCGCGAACGCCAACAUCCCAGCGUUUUCACGCCAUAGCGUCACGCCUGACUUUCUCUUCCGCACGCAGUGGCUGGACUCGUUUCAAGAGGAGGUCACCACCGUGCAGCCACAGCCACAGCCACAGCCACAGCCACAGCAUGCCGACGAUGACGAGCCGGAGCAAAGCACACCUGCACAGCGCGCGGGCAUCAGCAGCAUGCCGCCGGCCAAGCUCAAGGCGUGGCUUGAAACCCGCUUUCUCGUGUACUCGUGGCUUGGCGUCACGUGGGACGCCACCUUCUGCAUGUACCUUUGCGAUGCAGUGUCAGACGCAUCCUCCUUCUCGCCUUCGUUCCGGAACGACUUUGCCCGCUUCGGUCGCUUGAAGUUCGUCACCCUUCAGCGCCUGGAGCUAUGGGCCAGCCGUGAUCCUCCUCAGCAGCAGCAACAGCACUUGCAGCCGAAGCAGGAUGAUGAUGAUGAGGAUGAUGACGAGGAUGAGGAUGAGGAGGAACAGGGCGCACCAUCCGCUCAUACAUCACACGUCGCCGUGCAACAGGCACGCAGCAAUGUGUCGUCCGCCGCCACCGAUGGUGCCGCCCAGCACGCGGAAGCACUAGCAGAUACACGGGCAGAGCACAGCAGUUUGCCCGUGAGCCCAACGCCAGCAACUUCAGCAACAACUCCAGCAACACUGGCCUCCUCUGCAGCGACGACUGCAGCUCCAAUUUUGAAGCCUGCAGUGGUUUCGUUGGUCAUCCAGCAUGCAACGCAGGAUGCCAUCACUCGGCUCGAUCACAGUCUUGGUGUGCUCGGCCAUCCACAGGUGGAGUUUCUGGAGAUCAGUGCCACCAGCCGCAUUCCAGUGCUACGCCUGCGCAACAUCGACUGGCUUGAACUGCGAACGUCCGGCCCAGUUGACCGGCUGGAGUUGACACGCGUGAACCGGGUGUCCUGGAACCCGGCAAGCGAGCAACAAACCCGCAUCCAUGGCCAGUUUGGAGGCGUUCGCGACGUGGAGUUGCUUGGGUUUGGGGAGUCGAGGCUGGAACACAUUGACGCCCUCGAGGGCGUGCCUUGUGUCACUCUCAACAACUGCCCACGCGUCACCAAUCUGGGCCCUUUGAAGCGCGCCCAGACGGUGAAGCUGUACAGAUCAAACGCCUCCGACCUUUCUGCAGUCAGCAAUGUCCCAGAAGUGCACUUGGUCAGCUUGCCGAACGCUUCCAUGGAAGCCUUGACACUGCGAAGCACGCGCGUCUGGCUCAAACACCUGCACAGCCUCACAAACACGCUGAAUGUGCCAAACGCCACGACCAUCCGGGUCAUUGAUUGCCACAACUUACAGCGCAUCGUUUGCGGUGAUGGUACGGGACACGAUGCCGUUGGACACAGUCGCGACGGUGAUAGUGAUGGUGACGUAAUCGGCGCUGGUGGUGUGCAUCUGUCUUUGUUGCGAGUACGCGGAUGCCCACGAAUGAAGACGCUGCCUUCAUUUGAGCACGCAGACAUUGUUGACAUCGACAUAGACCUGGAAGGCGAAAGCUUGCAGCGGCUGUGCCAGCGUGUUGACACCAUCAUCCUGAACAAACCUGCAUCGUUAUCGCAUCGCAUACAGCAAGCACUGCACACGCUUCCCCCGCACGUGCGCGUGAAAAUUUGUGAUUUUUCGACCGGCCUCCUCGCGAACCCCUUGCCACCGUGCGUGGCGACACUCAAGUGCAAGAUGUACAGCUCGAGUCUCGACGUUCAUCAUUACGCCCCGCAUGUGCGGCACCUGAGCGCCGUCGGAAUGGGUCACCGGCGCUCACUCCAAGGAGUUGACAAGCUGCCGCACCUCAAGCAUGUGUUUGCGGGGCUGUGUACCAUCUUCGCCAAGUUUGAUGGCUGCCGAGCUGUUUCAGUCGUUGAUUGCCCCGGGCACAUUACCAUCAACGCCGCGGAGGCAGUGUAUGCUGUUCAUGGUGAGGUGCGCUCCCUCACCAACGUGGCCAACGCAGAAUUGCAAAACAUGGAUGAGAGGACCAAUCCUUACAGCACAAGAAAUGUCGCCACGUGCCGCGUGCUUGAGAGUCAUAUUAACUCGCUUGCCCCGUUCGCGGGGGUGCAGCGCCUGCUGCUGGAAAAAUGCACCUUUGACAGUCUUGAUUACAUGCCUGCGAGGCUGACGACGCUUCGACUGCACAACUGCCGCAUGAAGACACGCAGACACAAGUGGCCGGACGUUGUUCUCGUCGACAGGUCCAGGGAAGAGAUGCUCACCAUCAUUCGUCGCCUCAUGCCCGCGUCUGCUCUUCGCGCUGAUGGUGAUGACGGCCACGACGUGGAUGCAGGGUACACCGUGUCCUGAUGAUUGAAGUUGUUUUUGUUGUUGUUGUUGUUGUUGUUGUUG
Molecule: messenger RNA, 2641 nt
Organism: Salpingoeca rosetta
Lineage: Eukaryota; Choanoflagellata; Craspedida; Salpingoecidae
Exons: 1
Coding region: 41-2599 (852 amino acids)
Source: RefSeq, a predicted model, not a curated record